AGUGGUGCGCACUGCGGAGGCCACUGGGUUCUCAUCGUAGGCCCGGCAUCCGUAACACCUUGUCCCGAAUGGAACGAGAUGCCCUUCUACCAUCGCUGAUCAUGGUCAGGAGGACACCAUCGCAUGUGUUCUCUUAAGAGCCCGUCCGCGCAUACGCGCUCAGCACCUCAUCCCCCUCACAUCCACGAUCCUCCAUGGCAAACAACCAUCUAGCCACCCCCGACCCCGAGCUUGCGCCCAUUCUUGCAACGCUUCCGACUCCGGAUGAGACCUUACUCAAAGACUUCACCGCGUCGAGGGCUAUCUUCAGCGCAGCAAUGAACGGCGCAAACAGCGGCCAGACACCUUUCCUUCCCCCAGCAAACACCUAUGAAACGAAAGACCACAAGGUACCCGUCGAGGGGGGCGAGAUCGCCGUGCGCAGCUACGUGCCAGUAUCCGUUAAGGACGACAUCGGUUUUCCGCUGCUGUUCUGGACGCACGGCGGAGGCUGGGUCGUCGGGGACAUCGAAACGGACGAUAACUACUUGAAGAUCCUGAGCGUGGAGCUACAGAUCGUGAUAGUAUCAGCCGAGUACAGACUCGCCCCGGAGCAUCCGUUCCCGACGGGUCUGAACGACUCGUACACAGCGCUGAAUUGGGCGAAGCAGAACGCCGGUAGUCUCAGCGCUGACCUCUCGAAGGGCUUCCUCGUGGGCGGUGCAUCCGCGGGCGGGAAUCUCGCAGCCGUCCUCGCCCAUCGCGCGAAAACGGACUUGAUCUUCGACCAGUCCCCGCUCACAGGACAGAUUCUGCUGUACCCAGUGACGGUGCACCCGGACGUCGUGCCUGCCGAGUUCAAGGAGAAGUUUACCGCGUAUGAACAGAUGAACGACGUGAACACGCGUUUCAUGCGCGAGUCCUUCAACCUGCUCAAAGGCCCGGCGGCAGACCCAGAGGUCUCGCCACUCUUGUAUCCCGCCUUCGAAGGCCUCCCGCCCGCGCUCGUGCAUGUGUGCGGCAGGGACCCGCUCCGCGACGACGGGCUGCUCUAUGCGGAAAAGCUGAAGAAGGCAGGCGUGCCCACGAAGCUCAACGUAUAUGCGGGUGCGCCUCAUGGGUUCCAUCUCAUGUUCCCGCAAACGAACAUCGCGAAGAAGUUUGAGGCUGAGAUGAAGGCGGGAGUGCGCUGGCUGCUUUCCGGCGCUCCGGUCGAUGGAUAGUUCGAUGCGGUCAAAUCUGUGUCGUACGACGAAGGAUCUAAUGCAGUAUGCAACAUGUAUCAUAAGCGUGUCAAGUAACCAGAAGAUCGGUCUUGGACUUGUG
Molecule: messenger RNA, 1305 nt
Organism: Trametes versicolor FP-101664 SS1
Lineage: Eukaryota; Fungi; Basidiomycota; Agaricomycetes; Polyporales; Polyporaceae
Exons: 10
Coding region: 195-1202 (335 amino acids)
Molecular function (GO): hydrolase activity
Source: RefSeq, a predicted model, not a curated record